CCAUUUCUAUGAAGCAGCACGCAAACGUGCACUAUCCUUACAGACAAAAGUGGAGGUGUUCAAAGGGUUGGAUAAUACACCACCAGACAGGAAAAAGAAAGACGGGGCUGCACAUCUCAGCAUCCCCGCGAACACUCUGUCAACCAUUCUGAAACAGAAAACUGUGGAUGCGCUCAGCGUCGUGACCAGAGCUUUCAAUUACAUCCCACCAAGUCAAACUUAGCGUCCAAGCUGUAGCUGCAGUAUGUAUAUGACUGCUUGGUAUUACUAUUCAACCUCCAAAUCUGUUACACGGCAAACCAACAGAGAAAAUGAAGGACUGUUCUACUUUACUAGAAGUUUUACAUGAGCAUCGGUAUUUAUGAUGCAAAAAAACACCCGUUACGGCCAUGGGUGCAAGUCGUCAGCGUUUCCGAUGUGCGCAAUACCCUCAUGUUGAGGACGCUUUGCUUUUGAGGCUUUUUGUUUUAAAUGCCCCUGAUCAGAAUGGGACAUGCAUGUUUCAAGUACAGUUCAUUUGCAAUGUAUACUUUUUAAAAGUUCACUUACAAUUGUAUUUUCAAUAAAUACACACUAUUUUUAAAUGUGUAAUACAUUUCAUUGUACAAAAAUGAUUUCAGAGUAAUUUGAAUGAGAACUGACAUAUGCAUUCGGCUGACACCUGAUAAUACAAAUACCGCUAAUACGAUUUUUUAUUUAUUUAUUUUUGCUGGUCGCUUGAAAUCCGUAUUGGUGAGAGUUGACUGUAUAUAACACCACCUGGAACUUUUUGAACAGCUGCAAUGUCACAGAGUAUCUUCAAGUUUGUUCCUGUACUCUUCUCCACCGAAUUGGCCGUGACUCCACAUCUUGGAACGGGAUGCGAAGCUCUUUAAAUGCAGGAAGUGACGUGUGUUGUGCAAGUCGUGUAUCUCCUUGUUGUCCUACGUGUAUCAGUUCCACGUCUGUCUCUGCGCUGCUGCCGGUCUGUGCGAGUGGAAGAUGGCUGCUGUGGCUCGUCCUGCAGUGAAGGAUGGCGUCCGGAUUGCCCUGCUUUGUGUGUGCUGGUAUGCAGUGAGCUCCGGAGGGAACGUCAUUAACAAAAUCAUAUUGAAUGGAUUUCCGUACCCGGUGACGGUGUCGCUGUUCCACAUUCUCUCCAUAGUCGUGUUCCUUCCGCCGCUCUUGAGAGCUUGGGGAGUCCCACAAACAGAGCUGCCGCGCAGGUACUACCGCUGGUACAUUCUGCCUUUAGCAUUCGGCAAGUAUUUCGCAUCAGUGUCUGCACAUUUCAGCAUCUGGAAAGUACCCGUCUCUUAUGCGCACACAGUUAAGGCUACCAUGCCAAUAUGGGUUGUGUUGCUGUCCCGCAUUAUAAUGAAGGAGAAGCAAAGCACAAAGGUGUACAUGUCUCUGGUUCCUAUAAUUGGAGGGGUUCUCCUGGCUACAGUGACUGAAUUGUCUUUCGAUUCUUCUGGGCUCAUUAGUGCCCUGGCUGCAACCCUCUGCUUCUCUCUACAAAAUAUCUUCUCCAAAAAGGUCCUGCGAGACACACGGAUACACCACCUCCGUCUGCUCAAUGUCCUGGGCUUUCACGCUGUCCUCUUCAUGCUCCCUACCUGGGUGCUGGUGGACCUGUCGUCUUUCCUCGUUGACAGCGACGCGAGUUUCAUGUCCAUUUGGUCGAGCACGCUGGUCCUGCUCCUGGUCAGUGGGUUCUGUAACUUUGCUCAGAACAUGAUUGCCUUCAGCAUUCUGAACCUCAUCAGUCCUCUGAGCUACUCCGUGGCGAACGCUACGAAGCGCAUCAUGGUGAUCAGCGUGUCCCUGCUGCUGCUGAGGAACCCCGUCUCCUCCACCAAUGUGCUGGGCAUGAUGACCGCAAUACUGGGGGUCUUCCUUUAUAACAAGGCUAAAUACGAUGCAAACCAGGAGGCAAACAAGAAACUGCUGCCAGUUUCAAAAGAAGAUCUCCUUUCCUUUGAUCAUGGAAGUGCUGCGCUGGAAAAAAGCCAUGCCAAUGGGAUCAUGCCCUUCCCAGUCAACUCGGACUACCAGUACAGAGGAAGCAACGUGCUGACGGAUCACUUCCAGUACAGCCGGCAGACCCACGCUCUGGGAAAGAGCUCAAACCAGUAUGAUGUGUAGAACCUGGGGAGCAGCAUGGGUUUGAACUUUACUACCAGCGCUGUCGCAGGCGCAGCUAAGGGGAGAGAGAGAUUGGAUGGCAGUGUCUGUAUGGGAGAGUUUGCACACUGAGGCAUUGUGGACCAUUUAACCCGCUAGGGUGCUGAGCCCACUAGUGUAGAUUUUCAAAUACGUGCUGAUUUUAUUGAGCAUGCUACAUGAAAACUAGGGUGUACAAAAUGUGUUGCCCGUUUCCCCUAAUUUGGUUAUACCAUAGUAUCCCUGAAUAGAUAAUCCCAUACAAACGUAUUCAAAAUUAUUUUAACACACACGUGAGAUCUUGCUGUGGCUUUAGUUUGAGGGAUUUUCCCACAAUCAAAAAAACAAAAAUAUGAAAAAUAUGAUUUUAAAUGUUUCGCAAACCACAAUAUGUUUUAAUACAACAAUAAAAUGAUGUAAAUAUAGAUUCCUAGAAUAGGGGUGAUUGAUCUAUUCUGGGGUACCGUGAUUUAGGGUAACAUGGGUAAAAAUGAAUCAUUUUGACUCGCUGUUGGAAGCAAGAAAGGAAUCGGAUUGUAGUUUUUCAUUGUGCCCUCUGUGUUAGUAAAUAAUAGUUAAUCCGCCCCCCCCCCCUUCCCCAAAUCAAGCAACUGUCCUUUUAUUUUGCAUGUACAGUAGCUUACACUACCAACCAUAAAGAACAACAGCUGCUCCUUCAGUGUAUUUUUCCAGUUGUUAAACCCGCUGCCUGGGUCGCUGUCAGCUUUGCCCUGCUUUCCUUCGGCAGUAUUUACAUUGUGAAUUAUUCUUUUAGUUCAGCCCUUUGUUUUGUGUUUUGCAUGCUGUAUAAAUCUAUAUAAACAUCUUUAACUGUGACGUCCUUCUAGUGCCCACAUGAGAAGUGCAAUUCUGUUUCUGUUAUACAGCAAGACUAACGGCACUUGCUGUUUCAGGUCAUUGUUUAGGUUGCAUAUGUUUUGGAGAUGGGUUGUAAAGCUAGUAUUGCCAUAUCGGGAGCCCUGGGAGAGUCUUCCCUGGGGAAGGCAGUCCAGGGAGUGCAGGCUCUGGCUGUGCCACGCUGCCUGUCUUCACUGGGGAUUCCUCAAGGAGUAUUGGCUCUGGUGCUGGGUUACAAUCAGACUCCUUGCAGUGGCCCCUGCUGGCUGGGUACUGGUGAGCUCAAGCGGACACCUGCAGGGCUGCUCCUCCAGGGGCCGGUAGCUCGCCCACAUCGCUGUGGAGCUCCUGGGUGUAAAGAGGUGAUUGGCUUGGGGAUGCCCACUGACCUUCACUUCUCCUGAGCUGUGGGAAUUGCUGUGGUGAGGGAACAUCAUUGGGCAUUGUGAAAAUUGGAGAGAAAAUCAGGGGUACUCAGAAUCUUUUAAUAAUUGCAUAAUCUUAUCAAAAAGUAUUUAUAUUUUUUAACACUUUCUGGACAAAAUUGAACAGAUGUAUGGUGUUCUGCUGAUUUGUAAAGGUCAGUGCUGGUCAGGAUUGCACUGUUGCACUGUACAGUCUCAUCAAUAAGAAAUGUCCAUCAGUAACUUUAAAAACACUCAAUCACAGAGUCUAAGUUUUUAGUGGCUCUCCUGAUAAAAGCACAGCCUGUUGGAGUGCAGGGGGACUCGUGCAAGCCUGGGUUCAGUCCUGUUUGUGCUGCUAAUGUGUUGGCGUUUGUGCUUCCGCGAGGUUAGGAAGGAAAACUGGCACCCAGUAGUAAUGCUGGUCUCUUCAGUCAGGCUUGUCAAGUUGACAAACGUUUCCCAGAAUCCUUAUUUUCAAAUUUCAAACUUGAUUAAAAGUAACCCUAAACAAGGUGAGAUUGUUUUUUUAGGUGCAGUAAUCCCAACAUUAACCUUUCUACAUGUGAUUUAUUUAUGGAAAGAGGUUUUAUUUUAUUUUGACUCAUUAAACAAUUAUAGUAAAUGUUUUACAAAACAGGUUUAAAGUACGUUGUGCUAGCAAAAUAAUUCCAGUAAGUCAAUAUUUUCUUGUCUGAUAAACGCACACAUUAUGGCUGCAUGAAGGAAUUAAGUGCAACAGUGAUUGGUACUCAAAUGCGAGCCAGUGUGUUACGGUUAAUAAGACCCCACCUGAGCCUACACAUAACCUAUGGGGCCCCACUGCUUGCAACACACAGGAAGUUAACUUGAUAGAAUAAAGUGGUAAUCUACAGCAAUAUGGGGCUUGUGUGAAUGUGGAGGUGCAAGUUAAAUCUUAUCUGUUGUGCUUUUUCAUUCAUUGUAUAGGUCUCAAAUGUCCAAUUUUGAAAGAAAAACAUCUUCUAGUACAAAUAUCUGGUAGCACACUUUGUUUUGAAAUCUGUUUGCAAGCCAUCGGUCGCUUGUAGGGUUAGAUUGUUCCCCCUCCUUCAACGGCUUCUUGGUUGUCAUUAAGCAACCAGCUGCUUCCUGUUGACUCUCCCUUUCAGCCAGCUGCUUCCUGUUGACUCUCCCUUUCAGCCAGCUGCUUCCUGUUGACUCUCCCUUUCAGCCAGCUGCUUCCUGUUGACUCUCCCUUUCAGCCAGCUGCUUCCCUAUUGACUCUCCCUUUCAGCCAGCUGCUUCCCUGUUGACUCUCCCUUUCAGCCGGCUGCUUCCCUGUUGACUCUCCCUUUCAGCCAGCUGCUUCCCUGUUGACUCUCCCUUUCAGCCAGCUGCUUCCCUAUUGACUCUCCCUUUCAGCCAGCUGCUUCCCUAUUGACUCUCCCUUUCAGCCAGCUGCUUCCCUAUUGACUCUCCCUUUCAGCCAGCUGCUUCCCUAUUGACUCUCCCUUUCAGCCAGCUGCUUCCCUAUUGACUCUCCCUUUCAGCCAGCUGCUUCCCUAUUGACUCUCCCUUUCAGCCAGCUGCUUCCCUGUUGACUCUCCCUUUCAGCCAGCUGCUUCCCUAUUGACUCUCCCUUUCAGUCGGCUGCUUCCCUAUUGACUCUCUCUUUCAGCCGGCUGCUUCCCUAUUGACUCUCCCUUUCAGCUGGUAACAGGGUUCCUGAGGUGACCUAGGAAGUGCAAGUGUAACAGACAUCCAGAGAAUAAUGCAGAGACACUGAGGCUGUUAUUUAAAGUAGUACCAGAUAUCCUGAUUUAACAUGACAGUACAUGUUUGCUAUAACAUGUGUUUCUUUCAGAACUGCCCAUGUUAGACUAAUGUAACUAAUGGAAGUUCAAACAGAUGAGAUGUAUGCAGCUGUGCUCUCUGCAAUUACUGCAACCUGCUGGUGUGACUGGAAAGAUCAUUAGAUAUCUAAUAUAAUGGAGUCAUUGCUGUAAAAUAAAUGUACCGUUCUGAAAUAUCAGUUAUCAUAAUUAAUGUGAUCUGAUGUAUAGUUUGUUUCAGCCAUCACAUCCUGGGACACCCGUUGCCUCAAUACAGCUGGUACACCAGUGUAACCAUAAACCAGUCCCCCCUGCAACGCCUGCCCCAAUGGAGUUGGCACAUUUGUUCUGUGUUGUAUUUCUUACUAGGUGUGUUGCAGGGGGACAGGUUAAUGGUUACACUGUGGCGUACCAGCUGUACUCGUGAGACGACAGGGGUGCUUUAAACAGUUUGAAAAGUCUCCAGGAUGUGACAACAGAAGCACACAAUGAUACAAGUGGAUCUAAACAAGAAGAAUACAUCAUUCAAAUAGUGGUUGUAGUUCAGAGCUGUACCAAGUUGUUCUUUUGAUAUGUGACCUGCUUGGUGUAACCUGUCUGUUGCAUCUGCAAGAAUACAUUUAGGGUAUCACUUUUAUUAAGGGUGCAUAUCCUGAAUAGUGUCUGUCACUGUGUAAGUGAAAUGGCUCUGCAGAAUGGACAGGUCUUGAGAUUUGUGUGUGAAGGAUUUUAACAGAGUCUGAGUUUAUUCAAUUAAAGAGUGCUAAAUUAAUUCUUAACCAUUAGAUUUAGACUUGCAACCCUAUUGGCUAAUAUGGUAUUUAAGAUAGUCUGUGCUAUUGCCCACAAAACACUAGGAGUCAAUAGCCAAAGAACCAUUGCCCCCUUAAAUCACAGGUUUAUUAAGACAGACUGACUGCAGCUUUCACCUUUCAUAAAGUACUUGCUGCCUGAGGGCUGAAGAAGGGACUGCACUAUUUGUAGAUUUCCUUGUUUCUUAUUUCAGACUUUAGAAGGUAUUUGUAUUUUGUUUUAAAUGUUGUUGUUUUUUUUAACUAAACUGCUUUUUCCUGGAAGCAGUCCACUCACAUGCUGUAGGUCACAUGGAUGGCAACCAGCCGAUUGGAGGAAAAUGUACCUACACAGGAAGGGAAUUGUAAUCAGGAAGCGGCAGCAGCUUUUAAUACAUAGUGUUUUAUUUGAAAGAUUUGGGUAUCCUAGCGGGAGGGGAGUUCAAUUAAAACCUGAAAAGGUGGACCAGUGAUAAUGUUUCCAAUGCUGAGAAAAUCUUUUAGCCAGUAGUUGUUCUUCCUCAAUCACAGAAAAGUGCACAGAAAGGUUAAUGAAGGAAAAUUACAGAACCCUUUGUCAUUUCAUAGUGUGUGUGUCGGUGCAACAUUCAACACUGAGCCAACCUCUUACAAGGUAUAAACAUAGAGAAUGUUGUGAUAAACAAGAAAAAGAGUAUUGCUGGUGAAAUAAUGUUGUAUAUAACUGGGGGAGUGUAUAAAAAUGUAUUUUAAACUUGUAAAUAAAAAUGAUGUAUGUAUUCAGUGUUCUAGGUGGGGCAUUGCACAAUUAAGAAUAUUCCAGCGACUAUUAUCAUUAAUGAUGACGUAUUUAACAUCUCCCAAAAUAUCGGUAAAAAAGUCAGAGGACUUGGAAUUUCACCAAGAAGUGCCGGUCAAAAAUGAAACGUGUACUAUGAAAGUCAAUUCCCCUUUAAUGGAACUACCAUUGGGGCUAUAUUUGCAGAAAUGAACUUGUCUGUUGUCGCAAUCUGAUUGUUUUGAUGUGUAUCAAAUCCUGCAAUUAUCUUUUCAGAUCUUUUUUUUCUACUUUGCACCCUUUUUCUAUACGAGUGCCAUCUUUAAACAAUAUCAUCUUUUGAUGUUUAUCGCAUAAUGCUAAACCUGGUGAAGUUGUUUAGAGUUGGUGCUCGCAUUAAAAAAAUGUAUGCAGGACAAAUUAGCAAAAUGCUAUUUUAAUUAAAGUCAAAAGAAUAACAGUAAACUGUACACUACCAAAAAUUAUUAUUUAAAAAAAAAAAAUACAUGUUUUUCAAAGCUUCCAAUUUGAGUGUUGAAAUUAUGGCAGGGUAAUUGAUAGGCUGCAGUAAACUACUAAUAAAUAACUUCGAGAGGUUCUCUAAAAUCAAAAACCACAAGAGUUCAAAUGGAACUCCAAGAUGGAACUUUUUUGUGAUAAUCUGACUGACUUUUUUAACAAGCUAAACAAUUUUCUGUUGAGAAUGAACCUGAAUAAUGGUUUGAUGGACAUGGCUCAAGGGCACGCAAGACUGACAGAAGAAGAGAUCAUUGACUGUUCUGACCUCUGAACAGGGCAUCCUGGCUCUGGUAGGCUGCAAUGUAGGAAUUGUAUUAAAAUAAUGUUUUACUGUGGAUCUGUACAUGUUGAAAAAUUAUUAAAGCGUUGAUUUCCCCCAAA
Messenger RNA from Acipenser ruthenus (sterlet), 7648 nucleotides. RefSeq names its product solute carrier family 35 member E1. The coding region runs from base 982 to 2127 and encodes 381 amino acids. Gene Ontology annotation, cellular component: Golgi apparatus. Lineage: Eukaryota; Metazoa; Chordata; Actinopteri; Acipenseriformes; Acipenseridae. Gene Ontology annotation, molecular function: antiporter activity. The record is from RefSeq and is a predicted model, not a curated record. The transcript has 6 exons.